UCCAAAGCUAUAAAGGAGGCCGCAACAACAGCCGUGCAGACUACGUCUAACGUUACUAGUACAAGGUUGAGUGUGUGUGCCCUCUCUCUCUCUCUCUCCAUCAAGGCAUCAUUUAGAGCGCUCACCUUUAUUUAAUUAGCGUUUGGACUACAGAAUAUUUUAGCACACUGUCAAGAUGCGUUUAGUAGUGCUUCUCCUCGGCCUGGCCUCAGUUGCCAGCGCUGUGUCAUUCUAUAAUGUUGUCAUGGAGGAGUGGGAGGCAUUCAAGCUCACCCACAACAAGAAGUAUGGGUCUGUGGAAGAAGCCUUCCGUCUGAAGGUCUUUGCUGAGAACAAGCAUAAGAUUGCCAAGCACAACCAGCUGUACAACAAAGGAGAGCGCACUUUUAAGAUGAAGAUCAAUCAUUUUGGUGAUUUGUUACACCACGAGUUUGUGAGCAUGAUGAACGGCUGGCGCGGCAACGGCAUGAACAGGAGCACGGUAUACGAGGCAUCGAACUAUGUGGAGCCCGACAGCGACGUGAAGCUCCCCGAGACUGUGGACUGGCGCACCAAGGGGGCCGUCACUCCUGUCAAGGACCAGGGCCAAUGUGGCUCCUGCUGGGCUUUUUCCACCACGGGAUCAUUGGAAGGCCAGCACUUCCGCAAGACGGGCCAGCUGGUGAGUCUGUCUGAACAGAACCUGGUGGACUGCUCGGGCAGCUUCGGAAACGAAGGCUGCAAUGGCGGACUCAUGGACAACGCUUUCCAGUACAUCAAGGCCAACGGCGGCAUCGACACUGAAGACGGAUAUCCGUACAAGGGAAUUGAUGAGAAGUGCGAGUUCAGCAAAAGCGAUAUCGGCGCCGACGACACAGGCUUCGUGGACAUCAGGAAGGACAGCGAGAAGGCGCUGAAGGCGGCCGUGGCCACCGUGGGUCCUGUGUCCAUUGCCAUCGAUGCUUCCCAGCCGUCCUUCCAGUUCUACCACUCGGGCGUGUACAACGAGCCAGAGUGCUCCAGUGAGAACUUGGACCACGGCGUCCUGGUUGUGGGAUACGGAGCGGAAGACGGUCAGGACUUCUGGAUCGUGAAGAAUUCAUGGAGCGAGAAGUGGGGCGACGAAGGAUACAUCUACAUGGCUCGCAAUGCGAACAACAUGUGCGGCGUGGCCUCGCAGGCGUCCUACCCUCUUGUGUAGGCCAGCACGGCGCUCGUCCUGCUCUCUGGUCUGCACUGGAGGAACAUGAAACUGUGUGGUUGUUAUGGUGAGAAGAUCAUGACGCUCCUCCUUUAAUUCAAUCCUAUGUUCUCUUCCUCUUCUUAUUUUUAAUUUGCUCAAUUUUUUAGGCUGUUGAAUGGAAAGCCUAUUCUUACUUGAUUCAGCACAUUUUCAAUAUUUUAUACUGUAUGACUCAAUUUAGCACAAUUCUAAGUCUCAUCUUGAUACUCAUAUACGGUAUGUGCAAUUCGUUGCUCUAGCCAAAUUUUAUUCUCAACAUUUUCUGCCGUGUUCACUAGGCAUGUCUCAAGAGUUCUUGAACAAUCACCAUGGCUGCUUUGUGCGAGGAACAAGCUAGUUUUAGAUCAACGUAUAUAUAUAAGGUUUCUGUGUUCUACGUUUUACUGUCGCCAUUUUGGCUUUUUACUUUUACGUAGUCUUACUGGAUUUCCCAAUAGUUUUAGGCCCGCUCAUUAUGUCAUUAUAUACUCUGCAAAGAUCUCUUCUCUUGCUACUCACAGUAAAUUAUUUUACACUGA
This is a messenger RNA of Hyalella azteca, 1740 nucleotides long. RefSeq names its product procathepsin L. The record is from RefSeq and is a predicted model, not a curated record. Gene Ontology annotation, cellular component: lysosome. Bases 176 to 1180 code for a protein of 334 amino acids. NCBI's taxonomy places the organism in Eukaryota, Metazoa, Arthropoda, Malacostraca, Amphipoda, Hyalellidae. Gene Ontology annotation, molecular function: cysteine-type endopeptidase activity. Gene Ontology annotation, biological process: immune response. The transcript is spliced from 7 exons.